UUUGACAAUCCGGAAUGGUUUUACCGGCAUGUGGACAUGCAUGGACAGUGCACAGAUAAAGAAAGCCUUCCUAACAAAAAUGAAACCAUUUCAUGCUGCUGGAAAGGUUGUGGCGCUACAUUUAAAAUCAGAUUUAAACUUCGUGAGCACCUGAGGAGUCACACACAGGAGAAGGUUGUCUCCUGCCCCAACUGUGGAGGAAUGUUUUCCAACAACACCAAGUUCUAUGAUCAUGUUCGCCGGCAGACCUCGAAUGAACAGAAGACCUUUCCCUGUCAGCACUGUGACAAGCAGUUCGCCAAUGAGAGGCUGCUAAGGGACCAUGUACGAAAUCACGUGAACCAGUUUAAGUGCCCACUCUGCGACAUGACCUGCACUACUUUCUCCUCAUUAAGGACACAUAUCAAAUUCCGCCACUGUGACGAGAGGCCAUAUGCGUGUGACUUCUGUGAGAACACUUUUAAGAAUUUGUACGAUCUGCGAAAGCACAUCGAAACGCAUAAUGAUGAACCUACAUACCGCUGCAGCUCAGAUGGCUGUAACUUUAGUGCCCGCAGUGUGCAAACCCUGAAACAGCACUACAGGAGAAUACAUGAGGGAGAAACAAAGCCUCGAUACAAGUGCCACAUUUGUGCCAAAUGUUUUUCUUGGGCCUACACACUAACAAUGCACCUACGUAAGAUGCACCAGCUGAAGUGGCCUUCUGGACAUGCACGAUUCAGAUACAAGGAGCAUGCGGAUGGAUAUUUGCAGUUACAUGUGGUGCGCUAUGAAACAGUUGAGCUGACUCAACAGAUCAUGAAGGACUUGGAGAAGAGGCGAGGGCCCCGAAGGAAGGUGACGGAAGCGUGUCUCCAUGCACCAGAACCCCGCCGCAAGACCAUCUCUGCUAAACCCACAACUGGCAAAGCAGGCAAGGAGGAGGAGGACUACCUCGCAAUUGCCACUCGGCUGAGGCGUGCUGGGCACCGGGAAACUAACAACUUGCCAACCAGGCCUUCGCUGAAGGCCCCUCAGCCAGCGCAGUGCAACUCCCCAGAGCCCCCCAAAAGGGGUGAGCAGUGUUCAGAGAUUUCUGGAAAUCACUCUCCAAUCUAUUCUGUCCUCCGUAAUGUAUCCCAGUCAGCACCUGGGCAUCCUGCUGCUCCCGAAAGGAGUGAAGCUGUCUCCUCUCUUGACCCUGUUGACACAUUGGAGAAGGUAGCGCGAGGUCUCGGCAUUCAGAUAAUUGGAUAGUCAGGGUUGCCAGUAGCAAAUUGCUGAAAUCCAGGUCCAUAACUUCUUUAAACAGUAGUUGCACAAAUAAAGCUUGGUGGUGGGUUGGGGGGAGGGGUAUGGGAGUUUGGAGUUACAACUUAACAGGGUCCUAUUGUCUGUAUAUUAACAGUAUUGAGAGGCCAGAGCUUGCUGCAUGUUCAGAUAUUUUAGAAAACCAUCAACACGAUGCUAGAACAAAUUCUUAUUCUUGCUUAAAUAAAAGCAAAAUACCAUGGAUAUUGGAGAUCUGAAAUAAAAACAGGAAGUGUUGGUGAAACUCGGUAGGUCUGGCAGCAUCUGUGAUGGUAGAGACAAACAAAAAACCAAAAGAAAAUCAUUCCAAGCCUUCAUUCUGACUGCACAUGUUGGAAAAGGGCUAGUGAAGCCCGCACCUGUAUCUGUCUUCCAGUGUUCUUGGCAGGAAGGAACAGUUUGAUUUACAAUUGUAUUGAGAUUGAGGGAAUGACAAGAUAGGUUCAGAUGGUGUGGGCCCUUCUCACUAGCAAAGGAGCCAACAAAAGCCAAUGCCUAUAUAGGACAUGUUCGAUAUAGAAAAAGUACCCAAGACUCUUCACAGAAGUUCAAUGAAUGCCAAGCCAAAGAAAGAAAUAUAAGGAUCCUGACUUAUCAUUCCGAUAUCCAACUGAUUAUUUUAAAUGAAAUUCAGUGUCUUGGCUGCAGUCAGUCUUCCUGAUAACCUGCUGUAGCUGUUAAUCCCUUGCUUUAGAGAAAAACAUCCAACCUGGAACCACUUCUUUUUUACUUUUGUGUCUUAACAUAUUGACACACACUUAUUUUAUCCCAUUUAACAGUGACCUGUCUUGAGAUGUUAAUGUUUUGGCUGCAGAGCCAGCAGGGAUAUGUGCAUGAACUGGUGUCUGCUGCACACGGUAGCUCAAUUAUAUCUUUUAUUACAACUCUUUAAAAUUUUAAUUGCGAAGUCACAGACGAAAUGGAUGUCACUCUUGACAUUGGGUCAGAUGUUAAUCUAAGACCUAUUGUCCCAAGCACUGUAUAAAAGUUAAGCAGGUUGCUCAAUGAGUUCAGGGCUCAACUUCUGAUUCCUUAGAGGAACUUGGCUGGCUGACUGCCUACUCAUCACUGAGCCAUCUCUGCAAAGGUGCACUCACUUCUCUUACAAUCCUGUUUGUUUCUCUCCAGGAUGUGUUGAACUUAUCCUGUGAUAUUCCCUCAAUUUGAUCAUCUAAAAAUCAGCUUUCUUUUUGUACCCAAUCACUUUUUCCUUCAUUCUUUCUUUCAUUUUACUAAAAAAAAUGGCGUUUUUGUUAGUUUUUUUUAACUUUUAGGAAAAUUUCUUUUGGGCCUUCAGCUGAGAUUGAUUCAUUCAUUCUCAAACAGUUAUAAAGUAGUUUUUCUGUCAUGUUUAGAACAAUACCCUAUUUAUGUCACAGUACUGCCUUCAUCAAUGGCACAGAACCACCUCAGCAAGAGAUAAAUAUUCAGUAGCUGGUAUCAGUGUAAUUUUUAAUCUUGCUUCAACUCCAUACUGCCUUCCUUUUCAGUGUGUCAAUGGCAAUGAUUUCUGCCCGUUAGUGUGAAGUUGUGGCUGAGGCUUUGAAACCAUCUGCAAGUCCACACCUUUAACUGAGAAUGGGGAGACCUGGCUAUUUCAUUAAUGCCCUUCUGUAAAAGAAAUGGACAUUUAAAUCCUCUCUGGUCUAUAUGUGUGACUCCAGUUCCAUACCAGUAACAUAUGUAGACCUACAUUUUGCAGAGAUUGCAGUGCCAUUGUUGACACUGCAGCAGAUUUGCUAGCCACUUUCAAUCUCUUCAGUUCCGCGUGCAAGAAACUUAGCCUGUCCUUGAAUGUUGUGAAAACAAAAUUUAUACGUCAACCCACAGCUGAACAACCAAGUAUUCCACUUGCCAUACAUGUUGAAGGAGAUACUCUGGAAUGUGUUGAACACUUUCCAUAACUUGGUUGCCAUCUCUCUUGAAAGGCUGCGCUAAAUUAGCCUUCUAAAAAAAAACUCCAGCAGCAACUAUUCUGGACAAUUAAAACCUCUGCCACUCAACAACUGUCCUCAUGUACAAAGCGGUGGUCACCACACUCCUGUAUCCCUUCAGCAAUGCCUCUCACCCCACCCUCCGUUUUUAAUGGGGGAACUGUUGAACAAAUGCUAAUAUCCUUCUUGAAGCUGGCUGUACAAGCAUUCAGGAAAAUCUCCAAAAUCAGUUGGAUAGACAUGAACGUUACGUGAUUAGCUGACGUGUCUUCACUGCCAGAAGAAUCAACUCAUGUCCAGUGUUCAAAGAGAGAAUAAAUAAAUUGUUACAAAGACACUGAAGCUAUCCUUGAGGUGCAGCAGCAUUGAUAUUAGAAAUGUGGAGAGCUGGUUAUCAUCUGCUUAAAAUAGCCAUAAUUUGUCCAUCAAAUAGCAUCAUACUUUGUGUCCAAACACCUUCAUUAUGAGGUAGAGCAGCAGGAGAGAAGGGAAGAAAUGGUGGCAGAUCUUGCACCCUGUAUCCCACUACUUCUUGGGAUGUCCCACUCCAUGUAUCCAAAGAUCUGCAGAUCGAGAAUCACUGUCUACUGACACAUGAAGACUCACUACAGAAACUCUCAAUCCUGAGUAGAUGACAUCCUCAAAAUCAAGGGACAGCCAAUGAAGGUCUUUGACACUUAAUUGCCUGCUGAUACGGCCUAACAAGUUACUCAAAAAAGGAGGGUGGGCAAGAAUACCAGGGCAAACUCCAUACUUCAAAGUAAAGUCAUUUUUUAAAAAAUAUCUAGGCUGGAACAGCUGCAUCUCAUUGCAGGACUGCUACAACUGAACCUCAGGAAACUGUUCAAUCUUGUUAAAUGGGAAUUAUCCUGGUCAACUUACUUGGACUUAGUGUGGGUUCCAUUGUGCUUGUCUAUCUGCAGUUUUACCUGCUAUGAAGCUCCUCCAUGUUUCUAGGACAUGUGUGGAGGAUAAGGUGUGAGACGUAUGACAUCUAGUCUGGACUUAAACUGGGGCCUCAGCCACAAGUUUUCAACCAGUGUGGCGGUGCAGAACCCUCCAGUCACUUUGCACCUUCCAGUAUAACAAAGUGCCACAAAUGCUGUUUGCCUCCUACUGCAUUGUGCCAGCAGCAACAUUUUAUCCUGAUAAUGCAACAGUUGUACAGAAGCCCUAAUAAACUACUCCUCCUUUUCUCAUUUUGCUGACUCCUCCUUAAAAAUGAUGGUAGGACUUGUUUCCAAGGGAAGUUGCCAAGUUCCCAAAACCUGAUAGGGUGCUUUGAUUUUCGACUGGAAGUGGAAGUUUGGGUUCUGUGCAAUUUUGCUAAAUAACAUUGCACAUUGUAAACUGGAAAUAAAAUGGCAGUGUGGUGGGAGAUGUUUGGUUUACAUUUCAGAAAUUUUAACAUAGCUUAUUGGAAAAGAAUAACAGGCUAUGCAGUUUUUAAACUGAACAAAAUGGUAGAGCCUUUUGUGACGUUGCUACUUUGUUUUGGGUUCUGAUCACAGCCUCAAUUAUGCACUGGUGCCUUCUGUAUUAACUAUUAUUGACUUCAUUCUGUAAAAUUCGUAAGUAAUGAGCCUGUAAAACCUUCCAUCAAAUGGAAGAUUUUUAAACUGUGAAAGUAACUUUGAGUGCUUAUAUUUUAACACAUCUUGUCAAUGGAAUAAAUUGUAAACUUGUUAUGCCUAUGAUUUCAGCAAUGCCUUUUAUGGUCCUGGUGUAAAAUCUCUAUACUAUGUCCUCUUGAACUGUGGAAGACACCCUGUACUGUGAAUCUGGAGUUUAAUGUUGUAAACAUGAGCAAUUUAUAAUAGCAGCAUGAAAUAGAUGGCGUUGAAAAGAUUGCCAUUGGUAACCAGUAAUGAUGCCAUAGAUUGGUAGUUCAAGCCCUGUGGUAGAGCUUUUGCUGGUUGAAGGGACCUUCCACCAUGAAUGUGAGGAUUGCAGUAUAUUUUUGUAAUUACGAAUGGGGGCAUGUAUCUGAAUAUUGGCCUCAUUGUGAAUUUUACUGCUGUCUUUUGCAAUUAGUGGGCUCACUCAGCUUGGUGACUGCACUGUUAUAUAUAUAAUUCACCUAAAGCUGACUGAGGUGGGUGUAAUUUAUGAUCCUUCCCAAUAGUGUGCCUCAUCCACUAGGAGCACACUCCCACACGGCCCUGCAAGUGCAGACAUGUAAAGUUAACACUUGUGUGCACAACAGAUGUUAAUUCUGUGAUAUUUGUAAUAGCAUUUGACUGGGGGUUGCUAUCUAAACUGUUUUUAGCAAAAUCUCUGUAGCUAGAGACACUAUUGCUGUAUACAAAAGUCUUGAUAAAUUAAUGUUUAAUUUACUUGACAGAACAAGCCUAACUUUUAGUCCCAACUGAGACCCUGCUGGUUCUGUGGAGGAAUUUACCAGCUGGGCAUACAAUAAGUUCACUUUUUCUUCAGUAGAUUUAGGGAUGGGCAGUAAGUCACUAACUUUGCUAACAACGCCCUUGACUUAAGAAUGAAAUUUUGAGAAGUACACAGUCUACUCACUGCCUCUUUAAACAAACAGUCCUGGUAUUUUAAGAGCACUCAGGGUUCAUUACAUCAAAAACAAAAGUAUUAUUGAAUAUUGAACGGGCAAUAUUGUGUCUCAUCCAAUCAUGUUUUGUGGAGCACACCCAAUAAAGCAGAAAAAUUUUUGUUUAAUUGGAACUACUCCUUCAUUAUGUUUUCUCUGUUCAAGAGCAAUUUAUAUGUGUUUUGUAGAAAGUUCAAGCAGUGGGUGUUUAUAUUCUCUCAGGGUCAAGUGAUAAGCUAUCUCAUUUUGUAAUCAGCCAAUCCCUUUCUCCUUUCCCUCCUAACUUGAUGCACUGGGUUUGAUGAGGACCUGAUUGCUUCGGUAAAACCCAACAGUUACAGAGAAGGUUUACUGCAUGCAUUAGUUGGACCUUCUGCCAAACAUGUGAGAGUUCAAAUAUAUUUUUGUAUUUGUGAAUGAAUCUCAUUUGGGAUCAGAUCUGUGUCCUUAUGAGCAAUUGACUUAUUUUUCCUGCCAGAUAAUAGAACAUUUGCUAGCUGCAGUUCAGCUUUGAUGGCUGGAGUAUACAGCUCUAACUAACCAUUCAUGAUUUACAGUUCAGACUGCAAAUAUUUGGGAGUCAGCUCUAUUCUAGUAUGGUUCCACCGUUGCCCACAGCUCCAGUCUGCUGAGGCCAUUAAUCAUAUUAGACUGAGUUUCUAAAGUGUUCAUAAUAUUUAGUGGAUCACUUAAUUUAAAAAAAACUUGAAUUUCUGCAGUGCCUUACCAUACUUCCUAUACAUGUACCUAUGAAGUACUUCACAAACUGUGAAUGGCUUAUGAAGUGGAGUUGCCAAUUGUAAUGUUAUCAGAUUAGACAAGCCAAUUUACUGAGGCACUUUUUACAUCUAGUUUCAUGCAUCCCUGAGUCCUAUUCAAUAUAAACAUCCUGCCUUUGAGCAGUGAGCAGCUUGUCUUCAGUGCUUUUUGUAAUCAGUUUUUGGUCAGACUCGAGUUAAUACUGGUUCACAUGCAAACUGCACAACAUUGCAAAAUUAAAAUGAAUUCUGAUGACUCUGUGUGAGUGUGUGAGGUUCCUGGAAUACCUUGAUUUUUAUUGGUCAUAUUUUCCAUGUUUUGCAUAUAAAUGUUUACGUAGCUCUCCAUAUUAACAAACCCUACUCUCUGUUCCCAUGCUAAAUGAUUAUUUCUGAUAUUCACCUAAAUUUUCAGUUUGCUAAUAGAGUCAUAGAUAAGUUUAGAUUAAUACGGAAAAGAAGACUACCAAUAAUGGCAUAAUCCUGAUGUGUGUCCUUAAGAGCAGUAUACAGUCUUCAGAUAAAAAUGUUUUACAAAUUUUUAAUUCAAAAAUCAGAAAUGUUUUGUAUCUUUCCUUCUUGUGAGGGUUUUUGAAAUGAUGAUUUUCUUUACUGAUAGGCACACUUGUGUUUGCAAAUCAUAAUUUAUGCGUAUUGCACACAUGUAUAUGGUUGGAAAUGUAAAUAUUUUUAUGAUGGUUAAGAUGAAAUUUUUCAUUCACCUAGUCUCUGUCCACUGAAUGUGUCCCUGCUACCUUGGAUAUUUCUAAAUAAUCUCAAAGUCCAAACUAUGAGAGAGAAAACUAGGGAUGGCAAAUUAAAGAAUCUGGCACUAACAGUGUGUUCAGUUUAUUUUCAUGUUCUUUCAUGUUUAAUCUGUUACAACUUGACAAUAUUACACAGUGCAUUUUGUUGAUGUGUUACUGUGAAAUCUUCCUAUUAUUGCACAUCUCGUGCAGCUUGGUCACUGAAUUUGAAUAGGAAUCACCUUCUAUUGCACUGAUAGUUAUGUGGUAUGGCGAUAGAGUUAUUGACUGAUUAAUUAUAACAGUUAAUUAGUUAUACGGCAUUGAUAUAGUCUGUGUAAAAUGUUGGGGUGGGUUGUGUUUGGCUCCCAUUUAAAGCAAGAAGAAAAUACAUUUUGGAAAAGCCAAAUCUAUUGGUAAGAAGUGUGUGAAUUAAUAAUGUGUUGUUAAUUUCUUCAGUUGCUGUGACUAAGACAAGAAGGAAGAUUUCCUGUUGCUAUCUUUUGAAGUUUGUUCUUUGUAUCUUCUUCAAUUUGUUACCACAGGAGAGUAAAUGUAACCCUUGUUAAUUUCGUAACCCACACUCUGCUGUGUUAUUCUGCUGAAUGUUAUUUGAAAUAUUGCAUUGAUUUGGAUCAGAAAGAAAAUCAGUAACUACUUUAAAUGAAGUUUUAAAUAAGUAA
Messenger RNA from Rhincodon typus (whale shark), 7965 nucleotides. RefSeq names its product histone H4 transcription factor-like. The coding region runs from base 37 to 1236 and encodes 399 amino acids. NCBI's taxonomy places the organism in Eukaryota, Metazoa, Chordata, Chondrichthyes, Orectolobiformes, Rhincodontidae. The transcript is spliced from 7 exons. Gene Ontology annotation, biological process: regulation of transcription by RNA polymerase II. Gene Ontology annotation, cellular component: nucleus. The record is from RefSeq and is a predicted model, not a curated record.